AUGCAGCACAAGGCAUUUUGGAAUGCCCUGGAGUACACCUGCCGAUUGCUGGGCAUCUCCACCGCAGCAGUGCUGAUCGGUGUGGGCAUAGAAACUCUGCAGCGAGGACAAUUUAAAAGCCUGGCUUUCUAUCUGCUUUUUUCAGGGGUUGCAGUUUCUGUCUGCGAAGGCUUCUUCUUUAUCAGUUUGUUCCUGGAGAUGUGCUUCACUCACAAGCCUGAAUUCCUGGCACAGGCCUUCUGGAAGAGAGCUAGAUGCCCAGGGAGCUUCCAGAAAUUCCUGGGGUACACGCUGCUCUCAGUGGCUUGCUUCCUGCACCCCGUCCUCGUCUGGCAUGUCACCAUCCCUGGCUCCAUGCUGGUGCUCACUGCCCUGGCCUACUUCCUGCUGAGCAAGAGGAGGAAGAGCCCAGGGCACAAAGACAUGCAUCCCCAGGCAGGUCAGUACGUGGACCCUUCAACCACCGAGGCAGCCCCAACCAUCAUUGGUGACACUGAGCAGACCUACACAUUCCACGGGGCCCAGAGGGAGCAGCACUGCUCGCUUCUGGGCCAUAUGAAGAGCAUCCUGAAGGGCAGCAAGGACAGCAGCUCAGCCCCAGAAGCUCCUGUCCAACCAGCAGCCAUGCCAGCCCCUCGCAAGCAAGUGCACUUUCAGGAGAAGGUGGUGCAGAUUAUCCCCUCCGUCAGCGAGGACUUGGAGGACGUGAAGAGUGAGGCUGAGGAGACCACAUCGGACACAACACCCAUCCUCACCUCCCCUGACACCCCCAUCAUCAUCACCCCUCUCAGCUCCACCGGCCUCUUUUGAGCCCUC
This is a messenger RNA of Lonchura striata (white-rumped munia), 816 nucleotides long. It is a transcript of the gene TMEM72, whose product is annotated as transmembrane protein 72. The record is from RefSeq and is a predicted model, not a curated record. Lineage: Eukaryota; Metazoa; Chordata; Aves; Passeriformes; Estrildidae.